GGAUAACGAGGCGCGAGGCGUGCGUGUGGAGGCUGUUGCCGAGCCGCGGCGAGAACGACUUGUUGACACGGCGAGGCAGCAGGAGGCAGGAGGCAGGUGUAGAGCGGCGGGCCUUCAGUCGCCUGCCUGACGCCGCCGCGAGAGGUGGUGCUGCCCUGGAUUCUUUCGGCCGACUGUGAGGGGAUGGCAUGAACUUUCUCACUCAUUGUUGACUUUUGCGCUCAACUUGCGACCUGCAACCUUGACUGCGGUGCCUCCAGGGUGCGCCCAUGUGGUGCCUGGUGACAAGUGAUUCACAUGUCCUGCCUCCGUGGCGUCUGGUGAUCAGAGUGACGCGCCCCGAGUCACGGCCCGUCAACGUGCAUUAGUGACCUGCCGAUUGCCUCCCUUAUCGCGGGACACCAUCGCAGCGGCGGCUUAAUGGCACGCUGCUGCUGCUGGAUGCUGGAAGGAGGAGAGUGAGCCGGGCUGACAGCGAGGGGAACCACGCCCACCGGCUCCCUCCACAGCCGCCCACACCACACAGAUCAGUCUUAGCUCUGAUAGCAUCUUCAGAAGUGGCUCUUCCUCCCAAGCCUUAGACACCAGAGACCUGUGCCUCCCCGAGUGCCGCGAUGUAGUGACCAAUCAUAGCGUGGAUUAUCAGUGUUACGGUGAACUGCGAGUGUGUCCCGCCGCGCCGGGCACCUGACUGCACAUGAACACCUGAGUGGACACUGACAUUGACCCAAAGUGACGCCUCAGAAAAAGGCAAACACUUCGCUGCAUAAAAAAAGUAGUUACCUUUCGACUUUUUGAUUAACAAAGACGCCAAAGAAAUCCAAGAAGAGGUUACAGUUAAGUGGAAUGUAACAAAGAAGGGAAAAAAAGGCCAGAGGAGACGAGUCUUGCCCGCCGCCUUGAGUGGCCGUGAUAAGCAAGGCAUCCCGUGAGGGCCUUGAUGCAGCCUCAAGUGUCGCUGUGACGUGUGAGGGGCUCCCCAUCGCAGCCACCACCAACACCACCACAGCGGGACACACACUCACACUCACCACCGCUUCAUCUUCUGACAUUAGAAGGUGUGGGUGCCGGAGGUGUGUUGCGGCCACUAGCACUACCACUACCACCGCCUCCACCACCACCACCACUGCUGCGUCAGGUGUGGCCGUGAGGACCCCCGGACACUCACCUCAGUUCCUGCAUCCCAUCCUCCUGAGAGUGUGUCGGCAGCAUGACGCCACCGGUGCAGAAGACGACGCAGGGCAAGCAGGACGGGUCACGUCAGCAGUACUUCCGCCGCGGAGGAUCACGUGUCUACUACGCCUCUGAGACAGGCUGCUGGCCUGCCAACAGCCUCCCCAAGAACUUUUGGAUUCGCUCCAAAUGUUUGGGGGAAUCCACCGUCCCGGAGACAUGUGAGGAGGCGAGCAGCUCGGGAGACGAGGUCUGCGAGGAAGAGGUGACCCCCGGUAGUUUGUUCCGAGGGUACCUGCGAGGUUCCCCAUCACACCGUUCGCAAGACUCAGGUUAUUCAGACUCUGGCGAGUCCACCAAUGCUCACAAUGACACAGAUUCUCUGCCAACCACACCGCCAAACGUGAAGCAUAUCACUCGUGUAUAUUUUGGGGAGAAUCCUCAUUUAUUUAACGAUAAGAUAGUUAGUGUCCCAAAGAUAAAGAUUAUCACAACCAGUGGAGCAGUGACCUCUCCGCCCGGUGACUCCCCCACGCCAGAGGAUGAGUCUCAGGACGCGCAGCCAAGGCCCCUGCACUAUCGUGGCCAAGCAAGCAGCUUGGAGGAGCUGACCGAGGAGCUGGAGCACAAGAGUGUCUUGGAGGCCGCCACCAAGCGGACGGGAGCAGUGAGGAAGAGGCCCACAAAUCCUGCAGCACUAGCUGUUCCCCGCAGACUGCAGAGACGCAGCAGCAGCGCCGAGAAGCUUAUCACUGAUGGCCAGAUGGAGCAGCAUCGACGUCAGACAGGAAUGUCUCGUGCCCGUAGACGGUGGUCUCUGGGAGAGGCACCGGCGCCAGUCUUAACGCGCAGACAGCAGCAGUGGGCGCCCUCAUAUGUCACCAGCGGCACCAACACCCAUGUCCCCGCCAGUCAGCUAGACCGCAAGCCCAAAGUCGAGCUAAUGAGCCGGGGCGUUGACACUUCAUCCUUGGAGAGUGUGGAGGACCGCCCCGCAGUGCCUCGUGUAGCGGCUGACACAGAGACCCGGGAAGGCGUGUCCCCGCCCACCACACACCCCCGCCCGGCCAGGACACACCCACACCCCACCGCAGUGGCGCGAGAGAUGAGGAACGACUCUCUGCACCAGUGGGUGAAGGAGCUGCGGAUACUGUGCGAGGCGGAGUGCAUGAACACCCUACAGUCCAAGUCCCUGCCCGGCGACUCUGCCCCACCUCCUGCCACGGCUCGCCACGCCGUCAGGGCCAUCCAGCGCCGCGCCCACGAAGUCUCCACCGAGUUCGCCAGACUGUGCCAGCGCCUGGAGUGGCUGGAGCUGACGCAGGUGCCGCCGCUGGCUGAGUCUCUGGUGGAGCACAUCAACACCUUCCUGAGGGACUACACCACCCAGUGGGCGGCCGCUGACCCCGACCUGCAGCCCCAGUCAUCGCUGAGUCGCCAGAGUAAAGUGAUCCGGCAAAUCUGUCAGCGACUGAUGGAGGUUUGUAACAACGACAAUGACGACCUGGACCGCGACACGACCCGUCAGGUGGUGCAGGUGGUAACGGCGCUGGGCCACGCCUUCACCAAGCUGGUCGACCUCAUGCUGAGCCGCGAGAUAAGGGAGAUGGUGCGGGUGCUGGAGGAGCCGGGCAGCAGGGCGGGGGUGCGCCUUGUGGUGUCUCACUUGACUGCUCUCGGAGUGGAGGGCGGACACAUCUGUCGCCUCAUUGCGAGUCUCGGUGGCGUGCGGGGCCUGCUGGACGUGUGUCUGGAGCCGCGGCUGCGCCAGUGUCGUAGUGACGCUUUGAGAGCCUUGGCAACCGUGUGCUGCGUGGUGGAGGGAAUCGUCGAGCUGGACAAGGCGGGCGGCGUAGAGGUGGUGGCUGAAGUGCUGUGUGACAUCGAAUGCCUUGAGGAGGAAAGGAGUGAGGCCGCUGGGGUGCUGGCGCAGAUCACGUCACCAUGGGUGGAGAACAACCACCGCCUGGCUGCCCUCCACACCCAUCUGGACCACAUCGUCGCCGCCCUCACCGACUUAGCCAGGCACACUCUCACACCGGAGAUCUUCCUGCUGGCAUCUGCGGCGCUGGCCAACCUGACUUUCCUAGAUGAUGGCUGCGUGGAAGCCAUGAGGGCAGCAGGCACCGCGUCUGUUCUCCUCCGGGCCGCCCACGACAACCCCAACAUCUCUAUCUUCACCAAGGACCAGAUCGCGACGGUGUUGGCCAACCUGGCGGGCUCAAGGGAGGCAGCAGAAGAGGUGGUGGAGAGUGGGGGAGUGGCGGUGCUGCUGGGGCUCCUCAACACCGGCCCCGCCCCAACCCACCGCCUGCCAGAGGUGGCCACGGCAGAGCGAGUCCAGCAGAAGUCGGCCAUCGCCCUCUCUAGGCUGUGUCGCGAGGCGUCGGUGGCACGCCAGGUGGCCGAGCAGGGCGGCGCCAAGCGGCUGGUGCGCCUCUGCAAGGACGAGAGCGAGAGGAACCACAGCGACGCCGUCCUCGUCGCUUGCCUGGCGGCGCUGCGUAAGAUGUCAUCCUCGCUGGGAUCUGAUGGGCUGCGUGGCGUAGACGCGGCGGAGCUGGUGGAGCCGCGGCUGCUGGACUCCUUUCUUAUCUACUCUUCACGGCAGGAGAGCUUCGUAUGACCCACGCAGGAGUCGAGAAGGAGUUAGUUUUAGGAUUGAAAUUGUAUAGUAUUGCUCUUCUGUAUUAUUACUUUAGCCCAAGGAUUUGUGUUACGAAGUUACAAGUAGGGAAGUCAACAAAUGAGGUCGUUAUUGUUGCAUGAUGUCAGUGACGACCGGUUCCUUAUUAUACGGUGCGUCGACCCAGCUCAAGAGGCAGACACGUGACAGUAGUCGUGAUGCCGCCUUUCGUAUAUCACACGCCAAGUUGUAGCGAGUGUGGUGUGUCUCAGAGUCACGGUGGAGCUAAAAGUGCUGCGGAAUAUACUACAAUAAGCAGCUAUAAUAUCCUGUAGUGCUUUGCGGGUGCUCAAGUUCACCACUGCAGGAGUUUCAGGCCUGUUCAGAGGACAAGUGUUGUGCGUGUUGGUUCGAGCCGCUCAAGGAAGAGAGAAAGUGCCGGGCAGGAGUGUACGCGUCGAGACAAACGUGGAUUUCAACUGCACGAGGAAUAUGGCGAGAGGAGUGACCUGUUUCACCGCCACGCCCGAGCAGCCUCGCAGCGUGCGUUCAUAAUCAUAAUAUACUGUACAUAACAUAUAUCAGGCGAGGUAAGUUUACUGAUAAAAAGUGGCAGAUGAAAUAAUACUAUACCUAUGUUAACGGCGUGUGAUUUUACUUUGUUGUUCCGAAGUGUUUGAAAACGUGUUCGUGUGCCAGCAGGUGAUGUUUGUAAGCGUUGAUUAGUGUGUUCACCUGUCCUUACCUGUCAAGACUCCUGUAGGCGGACCCUCACCUAGUCAGACCCCAGAACCAAAUAUAGUUGUAGAGGUGUAUUUCUGUACAGCAAUAUAUUUUUUUGAAUAAAACUUACUCAUUUUU
Molecule: messenger RNA, 4660 nt
Organism: Portunus trituberculatus (swimming crab)
Lineage: Eukaryota; Metazoa; Arthropoda; Malacostraca; Decapoda; Portunidae
Product: protein inscuteable homolog
Exons: 13
Coding region: 1211-3799 (862 amino acids)
Biological process (GO): apical protein localization; asymmetric cell division; establishment of mitotic spindle orientation
Cellular component (GO): apical cortex
Molecular function (GO): protein binding; cytoskeletal adaptor activity
Source: RefSeq, a predicted model, not a curated record